AUGCUAAUAAAGAAUUGCGGAUUCUAUUAUGCAUAAUCAAUAGAUGGAGUAAAUGUCAAAGCAGAAGAUGGGUAAUUUCAAACAAAAGAAUUGAAGUUCCAAGUCUGUUAGGUUUUGAUGUUUCCAUUUCAAAUACAAGUAACUCAUCAAAUAUAUUAAUUUAGUUAAGGAUAAGGUAGUCACCAUCCAAGUUCUGGGCAAGAAUGGAAUUGAGGGUGAUGAACUUCUUGUUCUAUUGUAAAAAUUGA
Paramecium octaurelia is the source of this 248-nucleotide messenger RNA. The record is from the annotation of a GenBank genome assembly. NCBI's taxonomy places the organism in Eukaryota, Ciliophora, Oligohymenophorea, Peniculida, Parameciidae.